AUGGGCAAGAUGGCGUGGCAGCCGGAGGAGAAUGGUCUCCGACAAAUCCUUCAGCUGUUGAAAGAGUCACAGUCUCCUGAUACUGCCACACAGAGGAAUGUACAACAAAAACUUGAGGAGUUAAAUAAAUAUCCUGACUUCAACAACUAUUUAAUAUUUGUACUGACCAAGCUGACCACAGAGGAUGACCCGACCCGUUCACUAAGUGGUUUGAUAUUAAAAAACAAUGUAAGAGCCCACUUUGAGAAGUUUCCUCCUGAGGUGACAAACUUCAUUAAACAAGAAUGUCUGAACAGUAUUGGAGACCCAUCUCCACUGAUCCGUGCCACCAUUGGUAUCCUUGUGACCACCAUUGUGGCCAAAGGAGAGCUGAGGAACUGGACAGAACUACUACCGUCCCUGUGUAGCAGUCUUGACUCGGAUGACUAUAAUGUUUGUGAGGGAGCUUUUGGGGCAUUACAGAAGAUCUGUGAGGACACUGCCGAGGACCUUGACAAUGACAGCACUCGACCUCUUAACAUCCUCAUUCCCAAGUUUCUCCAGUUCUUUAAACACAACAGUCCCAAAAUCAGGUCCCAUGCUAUAGCAUGUGUGAAUCAGUUUAUCAUUAGUCGCACUCAGGCCCUAAUGGUGCAUAUCGAUGGUUUCAUCGAGAACCUAUUUUUCCUGGCAACAGAUGAGGACACAGAAGUGAGGAAAAAUGUCUGUCGAGCACUGGUGAUGCUGGUUGAGGUCCGAAUGGACAGGCUAAUACCUCAUAUCAACAGCAUUAUAGAGUACAUGAUGCUGCGAACCCAGGAUGACGACGAUAGUGUGGCAUUGGAGGCAUGCGAAUUUUGGCUUUCGCUGGCCGAACAGCCUAUCUGUAAAGACGUGCUGGCAUCACACAUCGAACGUCUCGUCCCUGUCCUUGUUAAAGGCAUGAAAUAUUCAGAGAUCGACAUUAUACUGCUGAAGGGGGAUGUUGAGGAGGAUGAAAUGGUUCCAGAUAAGGAGUCUGACAUCAAACCUCGUUUCCACAAAUCCCGCACUCACAGCCAGAAACACCAGGACGGUGAGGAGGAUGGGGAGUUGUCAGAUGACGGUUUUGACGAUGAUGAUAGUCUCUCUGAUUGGAAUCUUAGAAAAUGCUCUGCAGCAGCCCUUGAUGUGCUUGCAAAUGUGUUUCGAGAGGAGAUACUGCCCAUUUUGUUGCCAAUCCUGAAAGAGACGCUGUUUCACAAUGACUGGGAUAUCAAAGAAUCUGGUAUUCUGGUGCUAGGAGCUAUUGCAGAGGGCUGCAUGAAUGGGAUGAUCCCACAUCUGCCUGAACUCAUCCCAUAUCUCAUCAGUCGACUGUCAGACAAGAAGGCCCUGGUGCGCUCUAUCACAUGCUGGACACUCAGUCGAUAUGCCCACUGGGUUGUGGGCCAGCCCCAUGAACUGUACCUCAAACCACUCAUGACAGAGCUACUGAAGAGAGUGCUUGACUCCAACAAAAGAGUACAAGAAGCAGCCUGCUCAGCUUUUGCCACCCUAGAAGAAGAGGCUUGUACAGAACUGGUUCCUUAUCUCGGAUUUAUCCUGGAGACGCUAGUCUAUGCUUUCAACAAGUAUCAGCACAAGAACCUGUUGAUUCUGUAUGACGCAAUUGGAACCCUAGCUGAUUCUGUCGGCCAUCACCUUAACAAACCGGACUAUGUCAACAUGCUGAUGCCACCCCUUAUACAGAAGUGGAACGUCUUAAAGGAUGAAGACAAAGAUCUCUUCCCUUUGUUAGAGUGUCUGUCCAGUGUUGCGACAGCCCUUCAGUCUGGUUUCCUGCCCUACUGUGAGCCGGUAUACCGUAGAUGUGUGUCCUUGGUGGAACAGACACUUAACCAGAACUUUAUGAGCAUGUCUCACCCUGACCGAUACGAACCUCCAGACAAGGACUUUAUGAUUGUGGCCCUUGACCUUCUGAGCGGCCUAGCUGAGGGACUGGAACAGCACAUUGAAGCUCUUGUAGCCAACAGUAACAUCCUCAAGUUGCUCUUUCAGUGCAUGCAGGACCCCAUGCCAGAGGUUCGACAGAGCUCAUUUGCACUUCUAGGUGACUUGACCAAGGCCUGUUUUCAGCAUGUCAAACCUUGCAUAGGAGACUUCAUGCCUAUCUUAGGCUCGAACCUAAAUCCUGAAUUUAUCUCCGUGUGUAACAAUGCCACCUGGGCCAUCGGAGAAAUCUCCAUCAAGAUGAUUGCCACGGAGAUGCAGCCUUAUGUUACCCUGGUGUUGGCUCCACUCAUCGACAUCAUUAAUCGACCCAACACUCCAAAAACACUCCUGGAGAACACCGCCAUAACAAUCGGUCGCCUUGGUUUAGUAUGCCCACAAGAGGUGGCGCCUAGUUUACAACAGUUUAUACGGCAGUGGUGUACGUCCCUGCGUAACAUUCGUGAUAAUGAAGAGAAGGACUCCGCUUUCCGUGGCGUGUGUCACAUGAUCAAUGUUAAUCCAGGAGGAGUCGUGCAGGACUUCAUUUUCUUCUGUGAUGCCGUGGCCUCAUGGUCACAACCGAAGGCCGAUCUGAAAGACAUGUUCUACAAGAUCCUACAUGGCUUUAAGAACCAGGUGGGAGAGGAAAACUGGACCAAGUUUUCCGACCAGUUUCCUCAGCCACUGAGGGAACGCCUGGCUGUCCACUACGCAGUGUGAACUGUCUCCAAACAGGCAAGGGGAAAAGGGAAUGUGCUAUCCGGGCAAAUCCUAUGCCCAGGCACACUGGGGCCACACACAAAGGGGUUGGCAUCGCGAAAUGGGAGGGCCAGCUCAGAGGGGGGCCUCUGUAGCCGUCAGCUCGCGGGAUCAGUAGGGCAGGGAGCUAGGGAACAUCCCAGCCAUUCAGCAUGCCCAGCUGUACCGCAGCACCAAUGUAUCCAUCGCGGAGGGAGGGUCGCGUCAAGGGGAGGGCUAUGUCGAGUAUUUAUACAUCAUAUUACAGUACAUCCGUGUCCGACAGAUUUGUCACCGGGAUUGUUAGGUAACUGUGGUUUCAGUAGAGUAUUGCAUGGCCAGACAGAGUUUUGUGAUACUCCUAGAGACCCAUGUCCAGUACAUGUCAUAGCAUCAGUAUUUUUCUUCUGAAGUUUAGCAGUAGAGUAAAACUUAAAGAGGGCAUAGGAACCUUCUGCAGCUGAUUGUGUCUCGUCUAAGAGGACUCUAAAAUCACUUGUUUUUCUCUAUUUUCAGCAUUGGACUGAAUUUGAAUAACUGUUAUAUCAGCUGUUUAUUAGGGAGUGUUUUUUGUUGCUCCUCAAUCAGUUGAAAAGCAACUGUUUAAAUGAGAGUUUCAAAAUGAUUAUUACCUUUAAGAAAAUUGAUUUCCUUGUUCCAAAUUAAAAGUCUUCUUUCGAUGAACAUGAUGAGCUUGGAGACCUAGCGCUUUUGUUGAUAGCUUGCAGACUGCAUUCUCAUUUUGUUAGUGUCAUCCUGUGUACAUGUGCAGGAUCUGGCUGUCUCACUGACACCUUGACAUAUUUCUGUCUAUUUAUCCUCAAAAAAGUACCCUUUAUUAUCCAGAUGAUUUUUAACAAAUAAUUAAACAAAUAUCACCGUCUUUUUGAAAUGUUUGAUGUAUUAGCGCAUGAAAAUACGAGAUCUAAAUAUUCAGUUGUGUGAAAAAUGGAUGGUUUGUUAGAUAUGAAACGCAUUUUGUCUUUAUGAAGCAAAUCUUCAGGAACAUUUAGUUUAUAACAUUUGAAAAAAAAAUUGCUGAAUUUCAGAAGACCUAAAAAUGUUGAACCAUAUCUCCAAUUUUGUUUCCUUUUCAUAAAAUCACAAAUUGUAAUUUUGAAGAGUAAAAAAUGAAAUUAAUGAUGAGAAGACGUAAUGAUGCUUUCAUUUCCGUUAAAGAGACCAGUUGAAUGAAGUUUUAAUAUGCAGAUAACUCAUUUGCUGUUUCGUAGUAAGUAGUCUAGGAGAAAAUGUCCUACAACUGGUAAAUGAAGUUGUGUGUCACCUGUCAUGUCAAUGUGUGUUGACUAUUAAAACCUGGGCUGUCCAGGUCACUAUUCUGUCCUUUCUACUCUGUCCAUCUUCAGACCGGUCACUCAUUGACCGAUCAUCUACAAUGCUAAUAUAACCGCUACUGUCACUGAUUGUACACGCUACCUAAACCCAACAUAAGCGACUUGAUAUAGGAGAAAAUUCUGCCCAAUGAAGGAGGAGAUGUUUCGAUGCUCCUGGGACUGGGGGCAGAAUAUUAGCAGGAGUUAAAAGUUAAUCAAGCCCUGCAUCCACCACGCUCGAAGCGUUAGACGUACAUAUGUACUUAAGGUGAAUACCACCUUUCUAUGAAAGUUCAUGAUAGUUCUGUGUCCUACAGCACCACCAGUAGAGGUCGGACCUGGACUGGUCGACCGACAACAUACAGAACUAUUCUUAGCCUCUGAUGAACUUUGUAAAUAACACAAUGAAGCCGUGAAAUAUGUGUUUAAUAACAACGUACACAACUCACACAUGCUUCAAUUUCAGUUCCGAAGUCACAUGACUUUUUGUCACCAAAGAUCGUAAUUGGGAUCACUGAACAAUUCCAAUGAAUAUGUGGAAGCACAAUUUUAGUGGGUAUUUUUAAAAUGUGAUAUUUUGUAUAUAUAUUUGUAAAUGAUAGGUAUUUUUUUAUUUAUUUAUGUUUGAUGGACUAAGAAAAGAAAUGGGGCUGUGGAGUCAUGGAUUGGGUUAAUUAUGGAAUACAAAAGUAAUUGAGAUAGAGAAUUGAUCAGUGAAGUGUACGUUCUAGUUCUGUCCUUUUUUUUCUACAAGUGUUACACCAAAUGACAAGAAAAUUGUACAAUGAUCCCAAUUACAGAUUAGCUUCUGGAGCUUGUAAACGAGGUGUUGCCGGCCUUGUGUACUACAGGAGUUCCCGACAGCCGCACACCUUAGCAGGUCCUUGUGUAUUGCAAUCUGUGAUCUACUAUAGGUGUUUUUAACGUGUGAUGUUAUUAUAAUCUGGGAAUUUUUUUAUUAUUAUUUUUUUUUUUUUUUUUUGAAGUUAUAUUAUUAUUAUUGUUGUUGUAUUUUUGAUUUUAUGAUAGGUGUUUUGUAAGUCUUUCAAUUGUAUGCUGUUAGAUGCAGUUAUUAUUAUAUAGUAAGUAACUUAAAGAGUGCAAACAUCCAUUCUAAUGAGAAGUAUUGUUAUAAUAAAGAAAAUAAUGAGAAGGGUUUUAUUUUAUUUUUUUCUUUUUACAUUAUUUAUGAUUAUAAAUAGUAAAUAAAUUAUUUUGUAAUAAAAUGUAUUGUAGGAUAUUUUUCAGUCUGCUCCAAGUUCUUUAACCACGUACGUAGUUUCUGUAAUGUUGUCGUGUGAACCUUUGUGCAGUAAUGUAAUAAACACAUUUCCAUUUAUUUAAGGGGACAGUUCUUGAUCUGAAGCCGUAAUUCACUGCAUUAAUUUUUCUGAUCAAUUUUAGACUUGACAUCAUUAUUUGUUAUUAAGCUACUAGAUUUGGACAUCUGUGCUAACAUUAUCUACACCAUAUGUACAUACUAUAAGAGUUUUAAAUCUGCAUGCAUGGAAUUAAAAUGUAACAACUUUAAAA
Messenger RNA from Ylistrum balloti, 5558 nucleotides. RefSeq names its product transportin-1-like. The record is from RefSeq and is a predicted model, not a curated record. Gene Ontology annotation, cellular component: nucleus; cytoplasm. Gene Ontology annotation, molecular function: small GTPase binding; nuclear import signal receptor activity. Gene Ontology annotation, biological process: protein import into nucleus. NCBI's taxonomy places the organism in Eukaryota, Metazoa, Mollusca, Bivalvia, Pectinida, Pectinidae. The coding region runs from base 1 to 2673 and encodes 890 amino acids. The transcript has 22 exons.